AGAUGCACCUAUGUAUGGAAUGGUUUUUGAAACAGCAGAUCCACAUACUGAUAAACAAAUUAAUACACAUUUUACUGCUGUUGCUGCUUAUCUUGAAAAACAAGUUGGAACAUUAACACAAAUACCAUUAAUGAUACUUUGUAAAUCAUCAGUUUUAUUAGAUGAUGAACAUUAUUCUCAAAUACUUAAUUUAUCUAGGGAACUUUUAUUAGAUCAUAAUGAAGAAUUAGCUGCUUGUGUUGCAACAAUUGUUAUGCUAACAGCUGCUCGUGCUGAUCAAUUAGUUGAUGCAUUAUUUCAUACUGAAAUGGAGAAUUCAUCUGCAUUAAUACGUUAUAAUGCAAUAUUGAAAUUUCAAACAUUAUGGCGUUUUCGUUAUCAAUUUUGGAUACGAUUAGAAGAAGGUGCACAUUCAAUGAUGAAGAUCCUUCCACCAAGUAUUGAAUUUGUUUUACCAUCACCAGCACUUGGUGUUGCUAAUCUUCAAACAGUUGAUCCAUCAUGGAUGCCACAUGCUAAAACACUUGUUCAACAAGUUGCUUUAAAUCAAGAAGAAGUUCGAGCUGUUGUUACAGCAAGUAAGACACGUAAGAAGCAUCAACAAGAAUUAAUUCAUUCAGCAUUAAUGGCUGAAGAAAUAAAUAAGCGAGUUGCAACAGAAAAACUUUCUGUGUCAUCUGUACCAAUAUUACAAUCAACUUCAUUUGAACCAUUUUUAUAUGAAUCAAGAGAUGAAGAAGAAGAAGGACAUACAGAUGAUGAUCGAUUUGUUGAAACAAGUAGUCAAAUACGACAAGCACAAGGAACAUUUCCUUCAGCAUUUGGUGCAGUUGUAUAUCUUCUUGUUGAAAUGUUAGAAGAUGGAGAAACACUUGAUAAUGGAGCAACAGUAUCAGAAGCUGCUCGAAAAGCUCUCUGGACAUGUUUAGUUGAUGAACCAACAUUAUUAAUUCGUUUUUUCUUUGAAAAAAUUUCUAAUAAAGAACGUCGUAUUUAA
This is a messenger RNA of Adineta steineri, 997 nucleotides long. NCBI's taxonomy places the organism in Eukaryota, Metazoa, Rotifera, Eurotatoria, Adinetida, Adinetidae. The record is from the annotation of a GenBank genome assembly.